AUGUUUGAUAUUCGGCAAUCCAUGGAAUUGUGCCCUAACAUGCUGGAGAAAUGCACCGAAGCUAAUGUGACAUUGUUCAAAGAGAGCGAGAGAAAGACGCUCCUUGAAUUUAAGCAAAGCCUUCAAGCUGUGGAUUCGUCGGGCAUUGACGUCCUUUCUUCAUGGAAAAGUGAGGAGUGCGGUGUUUGGGUGGGUGUCAGUUGCAAUAACCUUACAGGGUACGUGGGAAAGCCCGAUUUUAGAAGCAGAUUCAAGGAUGUAGCAGGUGCAAUUAGCUCUUCAUUGCUUAAACUACACCACUUGCGUCUUUUAGAUCUCAGCUAUAAUGAUUUUAACGGAAGUGUCAUCCCUGAGUUCUUUGGUUCUUUGAAAAAACUAAGAUACCUGGAUCUCUCUAAAGCUAAUUUUGGAGGGCCAAUUCCUUCUAACUUAGGAAAACUUUCCAUGUUGGAGACUUUUAGAUUGGGUGGCAAUGGUGAAGGCCUGUUUUAUCGCCAUAAUAUAGUAAAUACGUUUACUGUUGGAAAGCUUGAGUGGCUUUCCCAUCUAUCUUUUAUAAGAGAGUUGGACCUCAGUUUCGUAAUACGUAAUGAAUAA
Messenger RNA from Gossypium arboreum, 597 nucleotides. Its product is annotated as receptor-like protein EIX1. The coding region runs from base 1 to 597 and encodes 198 amino acids. Lineage: Eukaryota; Viridiplantae; Streptophyta; Magnoliopsida; Malvales; Malvaceae. The transcript has 2 exons. Gene Ontology annotation, molecular function: protein binding. The record is from RefSeq and is a predicted model, not a curated record.